Sphenostylis stenocarpa is the source of this 2016-nucleotide messenger RNA. The record is from the annotation of a GenBank genome assembly. NCBI's taxonomy places the organism in Eukaryota, Viridiplantae, Streptophyta, Magnoliopsida, Fabales, Fabaceae.
AUGAGUGAGCGUGUGAGUGACGAGGCUGUGACAAAGGCCAUGGGGGAAAUAUCAAGCAGGGCUUCUUCACGUAGGCAUGGAGAUACUUCGCCAUACAUUCACAAGGUGGAAUCUCCUCCUAAGCAAACACUUCUCCAGGAGAUUAAAUAUUCUGUGGUGGAGACUUUCUUCCCAGACAAACCAUUAGACAAAUUUAAAGACAAAAGUUGGUGUAGAAUGUUUCUAUUAGGCCUGCAGUCUCUCUUCCCUAUUUUUGAAUGGGGGAGAUAUUACAAUCUUAAAAAGUUCAAAGGUGAUUUCAUUUCUGGACUCACUAUUGCAAGUCUAUGUAUACCUCAGGACAUUGCAUACGCAAAACUAGCGAAUUUGGAUCCCCAAUAUGCACUUUAUACCAGUUUCGUGACCCCUCUUGUGUAUGCUUUUAUGGGAAGCUCAAGAGAUAUUGCCGUUGGACCCGUAGCAGUAAUUUCCCUCAUGCUUGGGACUAUGCUAUCCGAUGAGAUCAGUGACUUCAAAAGUCAUGAAUACCUGCGUCUUGCAUUUACUGCCACCUUCUUCGCAGGAGUCACUCAAAUGGCACUUGGUGUUCUCAGGCUUGGUUUCUUGAUUGACUUUCUGUCUCAUGCUGCCAUCGUGGGAUUCAUGACUGGAUCUGCCAUUACUAUUGCACUGCAACAGCUUAAGGGUUUGCUUGGCAUAAAAAACUUCACUAAGAAAACUGAUAUUGUUUCUGUCAUGCGCUCGGUUUUCAGUUCAGUGCACCAUGGGUGGAAUUGGGAGACAAUAGUCAUCGGAUUAGCAUUCUUGGUUUUCCUUCUUGUAGCCAAGCAUAUUGCUAAAAAGAAUAAGAAACUCUUUUGGGUGGCUGCAACUUCUCCGAUGAUUUCUGUCAUAGUGUCUACCGUUUUGGUCUACAUAACCAGAGCAGACAAGAAAGGCGUGGCAAUUCUGAAACAUGUUAAGAAGGGUCUGAAUUCAUCAUCUGCUGGUGAGAUUUUUUUCAGUGGAAAAUAUCUGGGCUCUGGUAUUCGGGUUGGUGUGGUGGCUGGCAUGGUAGCACUCACGGAAGCUGUAUCAAUUGGGAGAACAUUUGCUGCCAUGAAAGACUAUUCACUGGAUGGCAACCAAGAAAUGAUGGCAAUGGGAGCAAUGAACAUUAUUGGUUCUUUAGCAUCUUGUUAUGUGUCUACAGCUAUCACCGUCACAACAACAAGAGUUGUUUCUGAUGUAGGCGGUUUUUCUCGCACGGCAGUGAACAACAUGGCCGGUUGUAAAACUGCUGUAUCAAACAUCGUUAUGUCCAUUGUUGUGUUAUUGACUCUGCUACUCAUUACGCCACUAUUUAAGUACACUCCAAAUGCGGUGCUUGCUUCUAUUAUAAUAGCUGCCGUGCUUGGCCUUGUGAACAUUGAAGCUAUUAUGCAUUUAUGGAAGAUUGACAAGUUCGACUUUGUUGCUUGCAUGGGAGCCCUCUUUGGUGUGGUCUUCAUAAAUGUUGAGAUUGGCCUUCUAAUUGCGGUGGCUAUAUCUUUUGCCAAAAUCCUUUUACAAGUGACAAGGCCAAGGACUGCAGUACUAGGGAAGCUUCCAGGAACUACAGUUUAUAGGAACAUACAACAAUACCCCAAAGCAACCCAAAUUAAUGGCAUGUUCAUUGUCAGGGUUGACUCUGCAAUCUACUUCUCAAACUCCAACUACGUUAAGGAGAGAAUUUUGAGAUUGCUGACUGAUGAAGAAGCCCAAAGGACAGCAAAUGGAUUGUCCAGAAUAGAGUAUCUCACUGUUGAGAUGUCACCUGUUACUGAUAUCGACACUAGUGGCAUCCGGGCCUUUGAAGAGUUAUACAAGAUCCUUCAGAAAAGAAAAGUCCAGCUUAUCUUGGCAAACCCAGGGCCAAUUGUAAUAGAGAAGCUCCAUGCAUCAAAGUUAACAGACAUCAUUGGAGAAAAUAACAUAUUUCUAACAGUGGCUAAUGCUGUUUCAACUUUUUCGCCAAAGGGUGAAGGAGUAGUGUGA